GAAGUGCUAACCAGAUGAGACAAGAUUUCGUACAAAGACUUCAGGUUUUUUUGGUAACUAUACUGAUGUUAGUAAUAGUAAUUGUUAUACUUAGAAAUGAGGCUGCCGGAAACAAUAAAGGCCAGGUAGUUGGCAAUAGUAACACCGCCAUACAGAAAAGACAUUACAGUGAUGAUAGGGGUGAAUUGGUAUACAGGUAUCAUGAUGACGAUGGUUGGUCAGAAGAAGAAUUAGUAGAUUAUGUUGAGUUAAACAAGCGAAAUACAUGGUGGACCAAGACAGCCGGAUCUGUAUCAUUGACAUUAGCUGUGGCAACGGCAGGUGCUGUUGCUUAUGCGCCUGCAUUCUUCUUAGGCGGGAUAGGAGCUAUUAUAUUGGGACUAUUGUUAGCAAUAACAUUUGUUACAGGACAAUAUUCAAUAUGGGGGAGCCUGUCAUACAAACGUAGUAUGUCACAUGUCUAUUCAGGUCAAUACAUGGGUGCUGAUGCCACGUGUAACCAUAUGUACUACUACAACGUCACGCACAAUUUGGGGAAUGGCAUACAUAAUGUAUUGUCAAACAAUGGUUUACAUAAUUAUACCGCGUUUACUAUAAAUUCAACUAGUGGCAGUCUGCCAGGUUUGGUACACAUGAAUUCAACGUUAGGCAGUCAUCUAAUGAAGACAUUUAAUGGAUAUACUAUAACAGAUUUAGUGAAUGACAUCGUGCAACAACACUCUUCUAAUUGUACUGGUGAAUGUCAUUUGGAAAAGAUGUAUGGUAACAAGACCGUUAGAAAUGUAAAGAGAUCAACUCCGUUUCAGAUUAAUUGGUCAAGUUAUAACUAUGACUUAUGGCUGACAUCAAAUUUUGGCAAUGAAGUGGGCGGCCCAGACUUUGAUGGCAACGCACUCGAAAAUGACGUGAACGAUGGUUAUUCCGAUGUGGGUUAUCCUGACACAUGGAAAUAUUGUUUGUGUGUAUCUGAUGAUCCUGGACAGGACUAUGAUGACAUUGGAGAUUUCAUGGGCUCUGCAGGUGAGGUCUAUUUCAAUACUUAUGGGGGAGUGGAUGGCUAUUGUAAUGAUUUUCAUUGUGGUGCCCAGUGUUCACUGUGUUCUUUUCAAAACAAAAGAGACACUGUGUUCUCGUACGAUAAAUGAUAGUAGCAUAGAGGUGAAAUAUAUGCUGUAGGCAUAUAUAUACGAGUGGCACAAUGUGCUGUGUGGUUAACAUCAAUAUCGGCAGUUAUAAUUAUUAUUAUGUAGAUGGGAC
Messenger RNA from [Candida] anglica, 1257 nucleotides. The record is from the annotation of a GenBank genome assembly. NCBI's taxonomy places the organism in Eukaryota, Fungi, Ascomycota, Pichiomycetes, Serinales, Debaryomycetaceae.